Molecule: messenger RNA, 3759 nt
Organism: Tachysurus fulvidraco (yellow catfish)
Lineage: Eukaryota; Metazoa; Chordata; Actinopteri; Siluriformes; Bagridae
Product: A disintegrin and metalloproteinase with thrombospondin motifs 8
Exons: 13
Coding region: 304-3294 (996 amino acids)
Biological process (GO): extracellular matrix organization; proteolysis
Molecular function (GO): zinc ion binding; metalloendopeptidase activity; POU domain binding
Source: RefSeq, a predicted model, not a curated record
AGUAGGACAGUAUAAAGAGCGCCUGUUUAGUGGACACAGAGUGCACUAAGGCGCAGACUAAACAGAGCGCUCAUAGCCUUACUAACUCUAUAUAGUGUAGGCUUGUGUCCUCUAUAGUCAAGGUAUGUGGACAAAACAGGAAUAUAACAUACUGUAAGUCUUCGCCGAUGAAAGCACAAGCUGGAUAAUUUGUUCGUUCAUUUUAGAAAAUUUUUUUAAUCAGCAGCAAGUCGCAGCGGAUAAACCGCAGGAUAAAUUACGCGCAGCACAAAGUGCGUCUAAAUCUCUUGACUAAAGGAUAAAAUGUGUCCGUGGUAUUCUGUUGUAUUUUUAGCUGCUUAUGCGUUCAGUGGAACUGCUUCCGAGGGGCUUGAAGCAGAGGAGAUCCUGCCUGUCCGUUUAACGGGACGCACCGGGAGACGCGCAGCGAAAAGUAAUGAAGAUCAUCAGAGUUUUAUAUUCACAGCUUUCGGACGCAGUUUUACACUGAAUCUAUACCCAGACACCAGCUUUAUAUCCCCCUCUAUGACAGUGUAUCAUGUCAGAGCGAAGGAUAUAUCUGCAGCCGUACCAGAAAGACAGGUGUCAGUUUCCGACCUAACAGAUGUGAACAAGAGUAAAACUGCAACAGCUGGAUCGGAUCUGCGACGCUGUUUCUUUACAGGAACUGUGAACUUUGAUAAUGAUUCAGUGGUGUCUGUAAGUCUCUGUCACGGCAUUGUGGGAUCGUGGGUUUGGGAUGGAGAUGAGUACCAGAUCAAACCCAAGCGAUUUGUCACUGGGACGAACGAGAGCACCAUCGACAAGCCACAUGUCAUCACAAGACAACAAGUAACCAAAACACUUGCUCAGAUAGAUGCUGGAAGUUCCCCGGUUUCAGGGAAACCCAGCAGGAUCAGCUCAGGGUCUUCCAGACGCAGACGCUUUGUCUCUGUGCCGAGAUUUAUUGAGACUCUGGUGGUGGCGGACGCUUCAGUGUCGAGCUUCUACGGUGGAGACACAAAGCACUAUGUCUUAAACCUGGUGUCCAUGGCUGCUCAGAUUUACAAGCAUCCCAGCAUUAAAAACUCUCUGAGCAUGGUGGUAGUGAAGUUGCUGAUAGUAGAAGACAAGGAGGUUGGACCGUCUGUCUCUAGUAACGGAGGCUUGGCACUGCGUAAUUUCUGUUCUUGGCAGCAGCAGUUCAACCCAUCCAGCCAGAGACAUCCUGAGCAUUAUGACACUGCUCUGCUAAUCACCAGAGAGGACAUUUGUGGCCAGCAGAGUUGUGACACACUCGGCAUAGCUGAUGUUGGGACCAUGUGUGACCCUAAAAGGAGCUGUUUUGUUAUUGAAGACAAUGGACUACAGGCGGCCUUCACGAUAGCUCACGAAUUAGGCCAUGUGAUGAGCAUGCCUCAUGACGACUCCAAGAACUGUGAGAGGUAUUUUGGAAAUCUGCCCAAGCACCAUGUUAUGGCUCCAGUUUAUACCAGCUUCAAAAAGAAGUCUCCCUGGUCCCCUUGCAGUGCAUUCUACAUCACAGAGUUCUUUGACAAUGGCCAUGGAGACUGCUUACUGGAUGCCCCUGAGAAGAUUUUGCCCUUGCCCACGGAGUUGCCCGGUCUGAUUUAUGGCCUGGACCACCAAUGCCAGCAGAUCUUUGGAGAAAAUUUCUCACAUUGUCAAAAUGCCUCUGCUGGGGAUGUGUGCAGUCAGCUUUGGUGCCAGGAGGAUGGUCAGUCUCUGUGUACCACCACAAAUGGGAGUUUGCCCUGGGCAGACGGCACAGAUUGCGCCUCUAACCGGAAGUGCUUGGAUGGUGUUUGCACUAUGUCUGCGGAGGUAAUAGAACCAAAGGAGGUGGUGGAUGGAGGCUGGGGACAGUGGGGAGAGUGGAAAUCUUGCUCUCGCUCCUGUGAUGGAGGAGUAAUGUUCUCGUAUAGAGAGUGUGAUCAGCCAGCUCCACAAAAUCAAGGGAAAUACUGUGAGGGUCAGAGAGUUCAGUAUCGCUCCUGCAAUACACAGGCCUGUGAAAGCAGCCAUGGAAAGAGCUUCCGUGAAGAACAGUGUGGGAAAUAUAACAAUCCCAAUCACUUUGAUAUUCAUGGAAAUGUCAAGCAAUGGAUACCAAAAUAUGCUGGUGUAUCACCACGGGACCGAUGCAAACUCUUUUGUAGAGCAAGAGGCAGCAGUGAAUUCAGAGUGUUUCAAGCCAAGGUCAUUGAUGGAACAGCAUGCAGUCCAGAUUCCACAUCAAUCUGUGUCCAAGGCCAGUGCAUUAAAGCUGGCUGUGAUCUCCAGAUUGGCUCCAAUAAGAAGCUUGACAAGUGUGGUGUGUGUGGUGGGAACGGCCUUAGCUGCCGGAAGAUAUCAGGCUCAUAUAAUAAAAUCCUCCAUGGGUACAGUGAUAUUGUAACAAUACCAAUAGGUGCCACCAAUAUUGACAUCAAGCAGCGGAGCCUCAAGGGCAAAAAGCAUGAUGGAAUCUAUCUAGCUAUUAAAAGAGAAAAUGAGUACUCCAAGCGAGUGUAUCAGGGAGUCCGUGUCAAGCAUACUGUCAAGGAUUUGCUGGCUGAAAAGAGAUCACGGCAAACCAGUGGCCCACGUUUUGCUGGGGUGUCCUCUCAGAACCCGCUCGUCCAAAUGGCAGGUUCCCAUUCUCUGCCAGGAUAUUAUAGCAUGAGAAGACCAAUCUUUUCUGAUGCUGAAUUUUGCUCUUCGAGCAAGCAGUUCUCAGCAGACAUCUAUUCUUCAGCACUGACAGCAAAGUCCUUCUCCUGUGACACUACACCCAUGUCUACCUACUCAUCAUUGAUAGAUAGUUACUACCCAGAGACUUUCAGUGACUACCGCAGUGCUGCUCACACUGGGGGAGGAAGUUCUCUCUUCUCGUCCCCCGCCUUGGCCGCACGGCUUCCCCCUUUUCCUGGGGACACCUCUCACUUUAUGCUGAGGGAUUCCUGGGAACAGGCCGGGAUGGAGCCUGCAGAGGGGUUGUGUGGGAACGGUUUGGCUCCAGCAACUGUGGAGCCGUCCAGCCCCAGCCAGUACCGCUCGUCCUCCAGGAGCUCCAGCAUGGGCUCGUCACAAUUUUACUCCCUCCACACGUUGGAUGAUGUGCCAUAUCACUCAUCCUUCCAGCUGCCUUCAAGUUUCCCAUGCCCAACAUAUAGUGAACAUGUAGCCAAACUCCCAGCCCUGUCCAUGGAAGACACAGACAAUGCCCCAUCGGCCCUGAAUGACAUGUUGCCAUGGGUCAAAGAAGAUGCCACUGGAGCCUGGUCACACUGUGAAAUUAGGAGAACUUUCUGAUGCAGAGCAUUUGAAUUGCAAACAUGGCAAUGCUUGGUGUACAUAGGAGGAGCAAAGGACAGGGCAUUUAAACUUUUAAAACAUCUGGAGCUAAAACUAAUUUUCGGUGGAACAAAUACAAAUAAAAUUGCUCACACUUGAACACAAAUUAAAGUAUUUCUAUUAAAACAAAACAAAACAAAACAAAACAAAACUUUAAAAAAGUGUACACAUGGAAACCAAGAGUUAUCUAAGAGGACUAAGAUUACGCUGAAUAGAGGAGAGACACAGGGCAUUCAUUUUUCUUUUUUCUUAUUUAAAUUGAAUUUAAUAUAAUAUGAUUUAGGUAUAUUCACUGAUAUAUUGAUACAUAUAAUAUUGCUAUAUUCACUGAUAAAUUGAGUGCUGUUUUUGUAUGUUUUAUGUUUUAUUAUAUUGAUUGCUUGUAAUGCUUAAAAAAUAUAAGUAAUUUUAUAUCAGUCUACA